Sus scrofa (pig) is the source of this 2645-nucleotide messenger RNA. RefSeq names its product phospholipase C delta 1 (gene PLCD1). Gene Ontology annotation, biological process: lipid metabolic process; intracellular signal transduction. Gene Ontology annotation, molecular function: phosphatidylinositol-4,5-bisphosphate phospholipase C activity; calcium ion binding. Gene Ontology annotation, cellular component: plasma membrane. The record is from RefSeq and is marked validated. Lineage: Eukaryota; Metazoa; Chordata; Mammalia; Artiodactyla; Suidae.
CCUUUCGGGUCCCUCCACCGCACUGCGCUGGGACCCUAGGCCGCCAGCGCUGUCGCCGCGAAGAAGUGUCCCGCGGCGCCCCCCUCCCGCCGCGCCGCCCGUCGGGCAUGGACUCAGGCCGGGACUUCCUGACCCUGCAUGGCCUACAGGAUGACAAGGACCUACAGGCACUGCUGAAGGGUGGCCAGCUUUUGAAGGUGAAAUCUAACUCAUGGCGGAGAGAACGCUUCUACAAGUUGCAGGAGGACUGCAAGACCAUCUGGCAGGAGUCCCGCAAGGUCAUGCGAACACCUGAGUCGCAGCUGUUCUCCAUCGAGGACAUUCAGGAGGUGCGGAUGGGGCACCGUACCGAGGGCCUGGAGAAGUUUGCCCGGGACGUGCCUGAAGACCGCUGCUUCUCCAUCGUCUUCAAGGACCAGCGCAACACCCUAGACCUCAUCGCCCCAUCACCGGCUGACGCCCAGCACUGGGUGCUGGGCCUGCGCAAGAUCAUCCACCACUCAGGCUCCAUGGAUCAGCGGCAGAAGCUGCAGCACUGGAUUCACUCCUGCUUGCGAAAAGCUGACAAAAACAAGGACAACAAGAUGAGCUUCAAGGAGGUGCAGAACUUCCUGAAGGAGCUCAACAUCCAGGUGGAUGACAGCUAUGCCCGGAAGAUCUUCAGGGAAUGUGACCACUCUCAGACGGACUCUCUGGAAGAUGAGGAGAUUGAGACCUUCUACAAGAUGCUGACCCAGAGGAAGGAGAUUGACCGCAUCUUUGAGGAGGCUGCUGGCUCUGAGGAGGCCCUAUCAGUGGAUCAGUUAGUGGCGUUCCUGCAGCACCAGCAGCAGGAGGAGGCAGCGGGGCCUGCCCUGGCACUCUCUCUCAUUGAGCGCUAUGAGCCCAGCGAGACAGCCAAGGCGCAGAGGCAGAUGACCAAGGACGGCUUCCUUAUGUACCUGCUCUCCGCCGAUGGCAGCGCCUUCAACUUGGCGCACCGGCGGGUCUACCAGGACAUGGGCCAGCCGCUCAGCCACUACCUGGUGUCGUCCUCCCACAACACUUACCUGCUAGAAGACCAGCUUACGGGGCCCAGCAGCACAGAAGCCUACAUCCGGGCGCUGUGCAAAGGUUGUCGCUGCCUAGAGCUGGAUUGCUGGGAUGGGCCCAACCUGGAGCCUAUCAUCUACCACGGCUACACCUUCACCUCCAAGAUCCUCUUUUGCGACGUGCUUAGGGCCAUCCGGGACUACGCCUUCAAGGCGUCCUCUUACCCAGUCAUCCUGUCCCUGGAGAACCACUGCAGCCUGGAGCAGCAGCGCGUGAUGGCGCGACACCUGCGCGCCCUCCUGGGCCCCAUGUUAGAUCGGCCAUUGGAUGGGGUCACCACCAGCCUGCCUUCUCCUGAGCAACUGAAGGGGAAGAUCUUGCUGAAGGGGAAGAAGCUUGGGGGGCUUUUUCCUCCAGGAGGGGAAGGCAGCCCAGAGGCCACUGUGGUGUCAGAUGAGGAUGAGGCCGCAGAGAUGGAGGAUGAGGCAGUGAGAAGCCGAGUGCAGCACAAGCCCACGGAGGACAAGCUCAGGCUAGUGAAGGAGCUCUCCGAUAUGGUCAUUUACUGCAAGAGUGUCCACUUUCGGGGCUUCCCCAGCCCUGGCACCCCCGGGCAGGCUUUCUAUGAGAUGGCAUCCUUCUCUGAGAACCGCGCCCUCCGACUGCUCCAAGAGUCAGGAAACAGCUUUGUCCGCCACAACGUGAAUCACAGCAGGAUCUACCCUGCUGGCUGGAGAACGGACUCCUCCAACUAUAACCCCGUGGAGAUGUGGAACUCUGGCUGCCAGAUUGUGGCCCUGAACUUCCAGACACCUGGGCCAGAGAUGGACGUGUACCAGGGCCGCUUCCAGGACAACGGGGCCUGUGGGUAUGUGCUGAAGCCUGCCUUCCUGCGAGACCCCAACUCUGCCUUCAACUCCCGUGCCCUGGCUCAGGGGCCCUGGUGGGCUCGGAAGCGGCUCAGUGUCAGGGUCAUCUCAGGGCAGCAGCUGCCAAAAGUCAACAAGAAUAAGAAUUCAAUUGUGGACCCCAAGGUGACAGUAGAGAUCCACGGUGUGGGCCGUGAUGUGGCCAGUCGCCAGACCGCUGUGGUCACCAAUAACGGUUUCAACCCUUGGUGGGACACGGAGUUUGAGUUUGAGGUGGUUGUGCCUGAGCUGGCCCUCGUGCGCUUCGUGGUGGAGGAUUAUGACGCCUCUUCCAAGAACGACUUCAUUGGCCAGAGCACCAUCCCCUUGAGCAGCCUCAAGCAGGGAUACCGCCACGUCCACCUCCUGUCCAAGAAUGGAGACCAGUACCCGUCUGCCACCCUCUUUGUGAAGGUGGCCCUCUGGGACUAGGCCUGGAGAGUCUCCGGGGGGCUGCCCCGCGCGGAAUGGGCCCACUGUCCACAUCUAGGGGGCAGGACAGGGGCUGCUCUCAACCUCUCGCUCAGAGCUGGCGACCCCGCACUGCCUUCAGCUCCAACCUGUUUUCUGUGCUGCUGCCUCUCGGAACCCAGGAGCUGGCCCCAUGCCUGGAGCUGUCCCCAGUUCCAUCAGGAAUGACACUGCAGCCCUCUCCACCCUCACUGGCCCUAGGUUGAGGGAUUUUAUAAAAAUCCUAAGAAUAAG